AUGACUGGCAGAACGUUCCCGUCACCGCUCGCCGGGGUUACCCAAGACACCCCGCUGCCUACAGCCACAUCCGCCGACGGCAAGAGCCUGGUCAACCCGCCGCAGGGUACGCCGAGUGAAUCCUACAAGCAGUUUAUCAAGAGCUACGACACGGAGAAGCGUGGGGCUUUUGACGUUCAUGUGUACUACGACCAGACGAACCGGGAUGAGACAAAGUACGCUACGGAGCUGUAUGAGCGCAUCCGCCGCGAGUUCUCGGAACUGCGGAUUUACAAGCUAUGGGACCGUCCCAUCGGCCCCCAUCCCACUGCCAUGUUUGAGGUGAGCAUCUUCACGCCAGCCCAGUUUGGCGCCUUCAUUCCUUGGCUGGCUGUCUGGCGCGGGCCGCUCUCCGUUCUAGUCCACCCCAACACGGUGCCAGCAGAGGGCGAGUCGUUGGUGGCUGCUGAGCUGAGAGAUCAUACGCAACGUGCCAUUUGGCUGGGCGAGAAGCAGACGCUGGAUACCAGCAUCUUUGCGUGA
Molecule: messenger RNA, 522 nt
Organism: Cordyceps militaris CM01
Lineage: Eukaryota; Fungi; Ascomycota; Sordariomycetes; Hypocreales; Cordycipitaceae
Product: Dopa 4,5-dioxygenase
Exons: 3
Coding region: 1-522 (173 amino acids)
Source: RefSeq, a predicted model, not a curated record